Pomacea canaliculata is the source of this 1886-nucleotide messenger RNA. Its product is annotated as GTPase IMAP family member 8-like. The transcript has 7 exons. Gene Ontology annotation, molecular function: GTP binding. The record is from RefSeq and is a predicted model, not a curated record. NCBI's taxonomy places the organism in Eukaryota, Metazoa, Mollusca, Gastropoda, Architaenioglossa, Ampullariidae. The coding region runs from base 138 to 1580 and encodes 480 amino acids.
CGUGGCGUCUUGAUGAUUGACGUGCUGUGGUCUGACGACACUCAGGCGUGCGGCAUCGUGAGAAGUGGCUGCUGACCUUCAACCCUUCAGUGGAGUGAUCUUGAGAAGCAUUCCUCCUUCACCCUGCAUAUCUAACAAUGGACGGCCCCCCAGUGGAAGGCCUCGAGACGAACCUUGAGGAGCAGCUGAGGAUUCUCAUCGUGGGCGCCUCAGGUGGUGGAAAAAGUACGAUAGGAAACGUGCUGCUCGGCAAAGAGGCUUUUAAAGUGUCUCCAAGCCCUCACCAGAUGUCACCCACGACUGCUGAAGCUCAGCUUGGGGCAGGGGAACGAUGCGGGCAGCGACUGAUUGUGUUGGAUACCCCAGACCUGGCAGACUUUACAGAUGAAGUCCAAGCCCAAGAAGAACUGGAACGAUGGAAAGUAAAACUAUCACCAGAACCGCAUUUGAUCGUCUUUGUCAUUCGUCGCGACGUUUACGACAUCACUUCCGGCAUUAGACGUUACUUCCGCUUCAGAAAACUGUGGGGAGCUAACUCCAUACGCAGGCGCCUUGUCGUCGUAUUCACGUUCCCUGGAGAAGAUAUCGAUGAUGUCAGGUCAAAGAAUGAUGACAUUCAGUGCAUGCUGAGGGAAGCGGGAAAACGAUAUUUUGUUUUUAGCAAAACCGGCGAUGACAAAGACGAGGAAGAGCAUCUUGUUCAGCAAAUCUUUAAGACAGCAGAGCAGCUGAAGAAUGGAUGCACACUUCUAAUCAUUGGAAAGACCGGAAACGGAAAGAGUACAGUUGGGAACAUUCUGCUGGGAUCCGAUGUCUUUUGUGUGACUUCUGGACUGUCGUCAUCGACGAUGACCACACAGACAGCAACAUCUUGCAGAGAUGGCAUCAAGUUUACAAUUAUAGACACUCCCGAUGUCAGCAACAUGGACAUGAGUAACAUCGAGCAGGAAAUCAAGGAGUGGCAGAAUCUCAACCCUGAUGUAGUCUUGUUGGCCAUUCGUUGUGAUGUACGCUACACUGCCGAAGAGUUUGCCAUCUUGAAUGAGAUUCGCAAUGUCUGGGGAGGUAACUCACUGUUCUCGAGACUAGUGGUGGCCUUUACCUUUGGUGACCGGCUGGAUGGGGACAUCAAGGACGAGGUUAUAAAUGUAUGCAAAGAGCUUCAGACUGUUCUGAAAGACUGCGGUGAGCGAUAUGUUGUCUUCAACAGCCGUGGGACUGAUGAUGACAAGAAGAGACAGGUCCGGGAAGUCCGCAAACUCCUGGUGCAUUUAGAUGCUAAGAAAAUUGUCUUGCUCGGACGGUGCGGAAGCGGCAAAAGCGUGACAGGUGAUAUUAUUUUGGGCAAACAAGUUUUCCACUCUGAUGAGCCGACUCUAGCCACAAAGUACUACUUUGUAGACAUUGAUGGCCUACACUUACAGGUCUUUGACACACCAGGAUUCAGUGAUGACCUUGACCCAGCGGCCUUUGAGAGAGAAACUGAGGCAGUGCUUGGCCAUGACCCGACCAGGACCUCACGCAGUUCUGUACGUUGCAGGAAACUGGAUUCAGACAUAGUUCUGUACGACAACGCCUGAGAGAGAUGUUUUGGAAGUAUAAGUUUCAAGAACACUUCGUUCUUGUCGAAAAGGCCCUUCCUGGCAACCAAAACCACAGAAAGAGAAGAAGAAACGAGCGCUGCAGCAGCUCCAUCAUGGCACACGAUACGGAACUCAGCCUUGACCGGACGUUUAUUGAAUCUUUACGAAGAGAGCGGGGCAGCAAAAAGUUAUCAAGAGAGAAUGGAGAAGACUGCUGAAAAGAAUACUCAUGAUCAGUGUCUUAAUGUAGAGUUUCUGUUUGCUGAUGACAGUCAAAUGGUGGGAGCCUCUGUCAGAAAAGUA